UAUCUGUAAAUGCUCAGGCACAAAGUCAUUUAGCAGGGCAAUCAAUAGAGAAAUUGUAUAAAUUAAUUCAAGAAGCGAGGUGCAUUAUCGUUAUGGAUAAUGAUCUUACUGAUCUUAAUAUCGAAUGGAUUAAAGCUCUUCGCAAGGAUAAACUAUUUUCAAUUAUUCAUAACACUUAUCAGCCUCAGAAAGGUAAAACAUUCCGCCUAGCUCCUAAUAAAGAAACUGUGUUAGCUGAACUCUGGGAUUGGGUCAAGAAAAUGUCUUCACUACCUUUUGAGUCUCGGAAAAAAUUGCGAAUCAAGGAAUAUCAUGGUAAAUCUGAUCCGAUAGAAAAGGAUCAAGAUUUUAGCAAUGUAGAAGAAUCAUGGAAAGACUUAGAUCUGAUUGCCUAUACUAGCACUCUAAAAAUAGGAGUAUCGUGUACCAAUCCUAAGUUUGAGCAGGCCUUUUGUUUUUUUAAUAGCUACAUAGAAACAAAUGCAGGAACGAAUCAAAUGCUAUUCCGCAUGCGAUGCAUUAAAGAUUAUAUAUGUCACAUCGAGCAAAGAUCAUCUAAUGCUCCCAUUACAGAAGAAGGAUUAUUUCGAUGGUUAUUGAAUGCCAAACGUGAAUGUCUUCCCCGAGAACUUCAGAAUAGAGGAAUAUUUCCUGACAUAUGUUCUAUCAUCAGGAACAAGUAUGUACCAACUGUUCGAUUAUGGGUAGCAUAUAUGUUAGAGAAAUUCCGUUCUUAUCAUUUAUUUGGUUGGAGAAUGGUCGAUUUUCUCCGAAAGGCGGGUAUGGGAAUUUCUAUCAUAGAACUUAUACCUAAACCUAAAGAUAAUAUGAUAUCAUUAUCCCAAACAGUAAAGGUGAGUUCAUCUAUCAUUAAAGCGGAGGAGAUAGCAGAUGUUUCCAAUGCUACUAUUAUCGAUCGUGAAACUGCUGAAUUUUUGGAGAAUAAACCAAAGAAGACUUUAGAAGAGAUGUGGUCUUUAGACUGA
Molecule: messenger RNA, 986 nt
Organism: Funneliformis geosporum
Lineage: Eukaryota; Fungi; Glomeromycota; Glomeromycetes; Glomerales; Glomeraceae
Source: the annotation of a GenBank genome assembly